AUGUCCGGCGCGCCCUCACGCCUCAAGUCCAUCCUGGGCCAUCUCACGAGUUCAAAGACAACGCCCUCCGAUGCGCCUCACCUCCACCAUCUGUCCCCCACAUUUUUCCUGGAGCGCGCAGCAGCCAUCGAGCCUGAUGCUCAAGCCAUCUAUCAUGUCACGGCCAAUAACGUCCCGCUGAGCCGGACAUAUGCUGAAUUCUCCGAGCGGACGCGAGGACUGGCGUACUACCUCCAGAGUCACGGCUACAGACGCGUGGGAGUGCUGGCACCCAACACGCCAGCGUUCCUCGAGGCCAUCUAUGGCAUUGUUGCCGCGGGAGGUGCCAUUGUCCCGGCCAACUAUCGUCUGAAGGAGGAAGAUAUUGCAUACAUCUUUGAGUUUGCAGAGGUUGAUUGCAUCAUUGUCGACCAGGAGUUUGUGCAUCUCUUGGACUAUCUUCGGAAAAGCAACCAAGAAGUGCCAUUUUUGGUAGACACGGAUACGGAUGCCGACACUGGACCAUAUGACCAGGCCAUCCAACAGGGCCUGGAGCAUGCUCGCACCGCAAAUCUCCAUGGCUGGACCGGCCUGCAAUGCCACGCCACGGAUGAGGACUCGAUGCUCGCCAUCCCCUUCACGUCCGGGACCACCAGCCGUCCCAAGGGAGUCAUGUACACCCACCGCGGAGCCUACCUCGCUGCACUCGGGAACGUCAUUGAGUCAAACCUCAGCGCCGGGCGCUGUCGAUAUCUAUGGACGUUGCCCAUGUUUCACGCCAUAGGGUGGACGUUUCCCUGGGCGGUUGUCUCAGUGAGAGGACUCAACGUCUGCCUGAGGAAGAUUGACUAUCCACUCAUUUGGAAGCUCUUGAAGGAGCAGAAAAUUACGCACUUUAACGCCGCACCGACAGUCAACACUUUGCUUGUGGCCGCCAAGGAAGCCGAGAGGCUUGAGCAGGAAGUCAGGUCAAAUCUGAAUCUGAAACCAGUACAUGUGUACGGCUUGACGGAAACCUACGGCCCCAUCACAAAGUCGUACCCCAUGCCUUCCUGGGACGACCUCUCAGCCCAGGAGAAAUAUGCUAAGAUGGCUCGUCAGGGCCACGGCUUCAUCGUCUCCCUGCCCAUCCGCGUCAUCAAGCCCGAGCAGCCACCAGGCGUGCUCAUCGACGUCGCCAAGAACGGCGCUGAGGUGGGCGAGAUUAUCUUCUCCGGCAACAUCUGUGCAAAGGGCUACUACAAGGACGAAGAGGCGACCAAGAAACUGUUUGACGGUGGCUGGCUUCAUUCGGGGGAUCUCGCCGUGUGGCAUCCCGACGGCAGCGCCCAAAUCUUUGACCGGGCCAAGGAUAUCAUCAUCUCAGGCGGGGAAAACAUCUCGAGCGUGGCACUGGAGAGCAUGCUCGUGGAGCACGAGGACGUUCUCGAGGCAGGCGUCGUCUCUGUCCCGGACGAGCAAUGGGGCGAGCGGCCGAAAGCGUUCGUCACGGUCAAGGAGGGGAAGAGUGUCAGAGGCGAGGACAUUAUCGCGUGGGCCAAGAACUCUAGCCGGAUCAGUCGCUUCAUGGUGCCCAGGGAGGUUGUUGUUGUCAAGGAGCUUCCCAAGACGAGCACGGGCAAGAUCAAGAAGAAGGACCUGCGUGAGUGGGCGUCGCAAGAGUAG
Messenger RNA from Emericellopsis cladophorae, 1644 nucleotides. Its product is annotated as Acetate/butyrate--CoA ligase AAE7. Lineage: Eukaryota; Fungi; Ascomycota; Sordariomycetes; Hypocreales; Bionectriaceae. The coding region runs from base 1 to 1644 and encodes 547 amino acids. The transcript has 4 exons. The record is from RefSeq and is a predicted model, not a curated record.